Messenger RNA from Anarrhichthys ocellatus (wolf-eel), 2347 nucleotides. It is a transcript of the gene bean1, whose product is annotated as brain expressed, associated with NEDD4, 1. The coding region runs from base 269 to 1024 and encodes 251 amino acids. The transcript has 5 exons. The record is from RefSeq and is a predicted model, not a curated record. NCBI's taxonomy places the organism in Eukaryota, Metazoa, Chordata, Actinopteri, Perciformes, Anarhichadidae.
GAGAGAGAGAGAGAGAGAGAGAGAGAGAGAGAGAGAGAGAGGGAGGACCUCCGGACUGGUUGAUCACACUGGGAUGUUGUUGCUGCUCUUGUCAGUGAUGUGAAGCGACAUUAAGGAGCUGAUGAAAGGACUCCUGCUUGCGCGUGGACACAUAUUUCUACAUUUUUUGCAGUUACGUAUGUAGCAGCCCUGUGCGGUAGAGACCAGUUGAAGUGGGCUUCCUGCCUGUUGAGAUGUGCCAAUAGGAAACACUGUGAACAGGGGGUUCAUGCUGAUGAAAUUGAUCUGCUCAGUGAGCUCCAACCAGAGCCAUGGGGAGUACCCGGACUGCCGGGGUGAGAGGGAGUCGGGAGGGGAGGUGUCUCUCCUGGUCUCUCCGCUGGUGGUGGCGGGGAUCGUUAUAGGUCUGGUCCUCUUCCUCUCCUGCAUCACCAUCAUCGUCGGCAGCCUGCGCAAAGACAGUCGACUCCGAAACCCGCACCUCCGAGCGAGCUACGGUCUGGAUGGUUUUUCCUAUGGAGGCUCAGUAGGAGAACUGAGAUCUACCUGCUUAGAAGACUUUCCUCCUGGUUUAGACUUUGAUUCAUACAGAGAGACUCUGUCACAAGUCAACAACCUGUACCCCGACUCACCGCCACGGUACGAUGAGUGUGUUGGCCCAGGUUCGCCUCAGAUCUACAUACCUUCAGAUGACCCGCCUCCUUACUCCCUAUUGGACCCCUGUCAGAGAGGGGCGGAGCAGGAGGAGCAGCCGGACUACACCGGUCAGGAUCCCUCUCCGUACUACGGAGAGGCCUCGGCCGGUGCUGCCUGGUUCUCCCCCUCCCACUACCCGCUGGGACUACGGGAGCACCAGCACAUCGCCUCCAUCUCCUUCCCGCUGGAGGCGGCGCCGCCGUACGAGUUGGUGCUGGCCGAGCAGGGACAGCGCCUCCCUCUCGGGCCGUGUGACCUUUACAAACACCCAUCGGAGAGGGGGGACGAUGGCAACUCCCAGCAGCCGGGGGCGAACCAGAUCUUGUAGGACAAUUAAUUAGUUUCUUUCACCUGCGCUGCUGGUUGUCCCCGGUUGAAGUAAACAAAAAACACUUGUGAUGUGGGGCACAAAAUGGCUGUCAGGAGCAGAUGUGACACCAAACUGUGGACACUAAUGAGAUGUCACACACACAGAUGCUGACACCUAAUAAAGCUGAAAAUGAGUCUGCUCCUCGGUGGACUGAAACGAAGCCGGGACUCCAGUUUCUCACUAGUUUUCGUUGUGCUGUUUCUGAAAUGACGGCUUCUCUUACACAAAAAGGUUUGUGUCGUCCCAGUGAUGCUUCCUCGGACUGAAGACUCCCGUCCAUCCCAUAAGAACCCCAUCGUCUCGUUACAUUGUCUGCCAUGUUCUGACUGUUCAUCUCUCUUUGUUGGAUGAUGACAGAUCACGAAGAGUCGUGUUUGGUGUUCAGGCCGCUACGAUGCUAACAUCUAUUCAUCGACGAUGACUGGAGAAGAAAGACUGGAACGAUAUCAAUGUGGUUCUUAGUAGAGUAGUUCAAGCACUCGGAGUACUCCCCUCCUCCCCCUCUCCCAUUUCUUUGGGUCUGGUCCUCACCCGUCAGUCUAUUUAAACGAUGUUUUGGAUGAGAGUGUAAUCACCACAACACCACUGAUCUCCAGUCUGUGUCGUGUGUAAACAGUUAGAGCAGUGUGCUGUAGCUUCCAGUGUGGUGGUACAUGAGAGUGACUUUGUGGUGAUAAAAAACCAAUUAGGAAACUACCUGUACAGGAAGAGAAGGCGCUCUGAUGAUGAUAUGGAAGUCAUUGUCACCAGAGAGGGAACUAGUCCACUGUUGUACAAAUUUGCCAUGACUCUUUCUAUCAAGGGCUUUGGUUUUUAACAUGUAUAUAAAUAUAAAUAUUCUGUAACCGGACCCUAGCAGCAAAAUGUAGCUCGGUCUCCUCCUCCUCUUCCUCCUCCUCCUCCUCUUCCUCCUCCUCCUCCUCCUCCUCCUCCUCCUGAGGUUGGGUUGAUGCAACAAAGUUACACAUUAAACUGUAGAUCUUAACCCUCUGUUUACUGGAGAGAUGGAUGCUUCUGACUUUUGUAUUUUUCUCUUCGUUUCGCGCUCAUGAAAGAAUUAACUUGUUUGUUUUUCUUAUUGCACUUCGUAACACGUGUAAGCAACACCUGGAUCUGGAUUACAUAACUUAUUAGAUUGCUAAUUAAGGAAAGAGACUAAUGUAAACGCUCACUUUACCAGAUUCAUGUGUGGAUUGAAAGAUGUUGACAGAGCAACAGGAAUAAUAAUGUAUACUGCUAUUUUCAAUAUUGAUUCAUCUUCCAAUUAUUAAUAGAUUACAU